UCGGGCCAGCCCGAUCGGCAGGAGUCCGCAGGCCAACGGCGGUCACUGCCAUUUAGUCAGCUCAUGGUAGUUACUCGCUCGUCUGAGCUGUCGCGGUGAGUUUAGUCCUAUCUGUUAUUCCUACAAUUUACAAUACAAAGACUUCGCAUCCACCGCCUCCAACUGUUGUUCUUGGCCAGUACUUUUCGUCACCGUCGGCGCAGUAGUUUGGCCUUGAUCCUCGUGCUGUUUGUGUCCUCCCGCCCGCAUCUCCGCCACCGCUCCAACCCAGCGCGAAGACAAGAGACCAAGGUCUCCUCCAUCUCACGCCCCCAACUCCUCUCUCGAUCCCACAAUCAGCAUAAAUCACUUUCGCCGCGAUGGGAGGCUCACUAUCACGUCUUUGGUCCUUUGUCUGGGCAAAGAAAGAAAUUCGCAUCCUUAUCCUUGGACUUGACAAUGCUGGAAAGACAACCCUUCUCUACCGACUGAAGAUUGGCGAAGUGGUCACAACGAUACCCACAAUCGGCUUCAACGUUGAGUCGGUGACGUACGGGAACUUAAACUUCAAUGUCUGGGAUCUUGGAGGCCAAACAUCAAUCCGUCCAUACUGGCGAUGCUACUACGCCAAUACCGCAGCUGUCAUAUUCGUCAUCGACUCCACAGAUAUUGAACGACUCGGUACGGCUGCGGAUGAGCUUGCGGCAAUGCUAAAUGAGGAGGAACUCCGUGAUGCGGCCUUGUUGGUGUUUGCCAACAAGCAGGACCAGCCGGGUGCCAAGGGCGCCGGUGAGAUCUCGGAGGCUUUAAAGUUGGGCGAACUGCGGGACAGAAACUGGAGCAUUGUCGCAUGCUCUGCCAUUGAUGGUAAAGGCUUGAAUGAAGGGAUGGAUUGGCUGGUUCAAACUCUCCAGUCGGAGAACGCCUGAGAGUGACGUUGUGAUACCAGUUAUGCCAUAGAUUUGCUUUUGAUACACCCUCAAACCCGGGUGGCAUAAAUACCACAGAUAUAUGUGGAUGUGCCGGCUUUGUUUAGGAGCUUCUCUUGUCGCCCGUCUGCCUUUUUCCAUUUUGUUUCCGUUCGAGGCAGGGCUGCCCUUCAUACACUAUACCUUUUUGACCUCAGAUCUGUUAUACGUUGCAUAAUACUCUAAUUCAUUCAAUGAUGAGGAUUGGCCGGC
Aspergillus saccharolyticus JOP 1030-1 is the source of this 1160-nucleotide messenger RNA. Its product is annotated as ADP-ribosylation factor family protein. Gene Ontology annotation, molecular function: GTPase activity; GTP binding. Bases 360 to 908 code for a protein of 182 amino acids. Gene Ontology annotation, biological process: vesicle-mediated transport; intracellular protein transport. Gene Ontology annotation, cellular component: Golgi apparatus; cytoplasm. The record is from RefSeq and is a predicted model, not a curated record. The transcript is spliced from 5 exons. Lineage: Eukaryota; Fungi; Ascomycota; Eurotiomycetes; Eurotiales; Aspergillaceae.